This is a messenger RNA of Nymphaea colorata (pocket water lily), 4119 nucleotides long. RefSeq names its product protein FLOWERING LOCUS D. NCBI's taxonomy places the organism in Eukaryota, Viridiplantae, Streptophyta, Magnoliopsida, Nymphaeales, Nymphaeaceae. The transcript has 4 exons. The coding region runs from base 187 to 3183 and encodes 998 amino acids. Gene Ontology annotation, molecular function: oxidoreductase activity; protein binding. The record is from RefSeq and is a predicted model, not a curated record.
CUUCCUUUUCUGUCCGAACUAAGAGGAAAGCGGCCGCCCGUCUCUCCCGCGCCCGGCUGGAAAACUUCUGGCGAAACUUCCGUCGCCGGGACGCCGUCACUAACCCCGCUGCCUUCUCCUCGCUCCUUUCAUCUGAUAACGAGCUGAAGGCCAAGAAGAAGAAGAAGAAGAAGAAGAAGGCAAGGAAUGGAAGACGAGGCAGUUUCUUCGACGAUUCCUCUAUCGUCAGAUUUAACCGACGAGUCCACCCGAAUCCCUUCGUCUACUGCCAUGUCGGGAGAAUCAACUACAGACGCCAUCUUGCCCAUCUCCAAUGGAGGUCCCCAUCCCAAUCCCUCCGUUAGCCGCAAGGAAAACCCUAACCCUAACGCUAACCCCCAGGGCAAUGCCGCGCCAGCAGAGACGUCGCUUCUUGAUCGAAAUCCUCGUCCUUCUUCCUUCUUCUCGAGUAUGUUCCCCGAUUUCCAGAACCCCACGCCAUUGGCGAUCUUCUCUCAGAAGGUCCAGAAUCCUAACUUCCUGUUCCCCUCCCACCUCGCCAACCAAAACCCUUUAUUUCACAAUCCCAACCCUCUAGAAUUCUUCAACUAUAAUCCUUUCAAGCGGCCCGCUGCUCCGAUUAAGUUACCCGACGAAACGCCUAUCUCCAAGCCCGCCAAACUGCAACGAACGGCCCUCCGGAACGGUAAAAUCAGUUCAAGGAUCCCUGAGCCGUCUACUAGUUCCGUGAAUCGGUAUCCUGCUUCCAAGUCUCCCUUCCAACCGACGACUCUUGCAAAUCGCAAUGCUGAUCAGCAGAACCCAGCCAAUUCGCUGGCUGCAUUAGCUCAACCAUUCUUCACGAGUAAGCGCAAGCGGAGCGGCCUUCGGCGAAGAGCUGCCUCUCUGUUGCCGCCUUCCGUUCGGGCAGAUAAUCAAGGUGCUUCGGAGUCUUCUGGUUCUGCAAAUGGUGGUACUUAUUUUCUUAGUUCCAGCAUGGUUUCAAGUAGAACUACUAGAGCAGCUAAGAUAGAGUCAGGCGACGAAAUAAUUGUUAUAAACAAGGAUCCAACUGCAGAGGCACUCAUUGCGUUAACUGCUGGUUUUCCGGCGGAUACUCUCACAGAGGACGAAAUAGAGGCGGGAGUUGUCUCGUUAAUUGGUAGCCUCGAACAAGUCAAUUACACUAUUAUCAGAAACCAUAUUAUCAGUAAAUGGAGAGAAAACAUCACCAGUUGGUUGUACAAAGAGGUUUUUGAUGCUAUAAUUCCUGCCAAGUUCAAGAAACUGUUAGAUUCCGCCUAUGACUUUUUGGUUUCUUAUGGGCACAUAAAUUUUGGAGUUGCUCCUGCAAUCAAAGAGAAGAUUCCUAGCGAGCCAACUAGAUCUAAUGUAGUCAUAGUAAUUGGUGCUGGAUUGGCUGGAUUGGCCGCAGCGAGGCAGUUAAUGGCGUCGGGCUUUAAGGUUGUAGUUCUGGAAGGUAGGAAGAGACCUGGUGGAAGGGUUUAUACCAAGAACUUGGAAGGCAACAAUAAGUUCGCGGCUUCAGAUCUCGGUGGCAGUGUGCUUACAGGGACCCUAGGAAACCCACUUGGGAUAUUGGCGAAACAACUAUCCUACCCUUUGCACAAAAUUAGAGACAAAUGCCCUUUGUAUAAACCGGAUGGCCUGCCUGUGGAUCCUGUUGCAGAUGCAAAGGUUGAGGGCUCAUUCAAUCGUUUGCUGGAUAAGGCUAGCAAGUUGAGGCAGUUGAUGGGCGAUAUAUCAGUUGAUGUCUCAUUAGGUGCAGCUUUGGAGACGUUCAGGCAGGUAUAUGGUGGUGCAGUCAGUGAGGAAGAAAUAGGUUUGUUCAAUUGGCAUCUUGCAAAUCUUGAAUACGCCAAUGCUGGUCUACUGUCAAAGCUGUCUCUUGCGUUUUGGGAUCAGGACGAUCCUUAUGAUAUGGGUGGCGACCACUGUUUCCUUCCUGGGGGGAAUGGACGCUUGGUACAAGCUUUAGCUGAGAAUGUGCCUAUUCUUUAUGAGAAAAGUGUGCAUACAAUUCGAUACGGUGAUGAUGGUGUGCAGGUGCUCGCUGGUAAUCAGGUGUUUGACGGAGACAUGGUCCUAUGUACAGUUCCUCUUGGUGUGUUGAAAAGUAAUUCUAUCAAGUUCACUCCGGAGUUGCCUCAGAGGAAACUUGACAGCAUAAAGAGGCUGGGAUUUGGAUUGCUCAAUAAGGUUGCAAUGCUCUUUCCAACUGCAUUUUGGGGAACUGAUUUGGACACUUUUGGUCACUUGUCUGAGAAACCAAAUCGUCGAGGGGAGUUCUUUCUCUUCUAUAGCUAUGCCACUGUUGCUGGAGGUCCACUACUAAUAGCUUUGGUUGCUGGGGAAGCUGCAGUUGAGUUUGAAGCUAUGGAUGCUACUGAUGCUGUUACCCUAGUUCUCCAAGUUCUCAAGGGUAUCUUUAAGCCACAGGGAAUCGAAGUUCCUGAUCCCAUCCAAACAGUUUGUACAAGAUGGGGUAACGAUCCCUUCAGCUUAGGAUCCUAUUCAAAUGUUGCAGUGGGUGCAUCAGGGGAUGAUUACGAUAUCCUUGCAGAAAAUGUUGGAGAAGGAAGGCUUUUCUUUGCAGGUGAGCAUACCACUAGGAGAUACCCUGCAACAAUGCAUGGUGCAUUCUUGAGUGGCGCACGAGAAGCUGCUAAUAUAUCAAACUAUGCAAAUGCUCGCACUUCAAAAAUGAAGGUUGGGCAUGGUCUGUCGAAGAACUUACAAUCUUAUGCUUCUCUUCUUGCCGAUCUGUUUAGACAUCCUGACCUAGAAUUUGGGAGCUUUUCUGUCAUAUUUCGGCCACAAUCAACUGAACCAAAAUCAGAAGCUAUCUUAAGGGUCACACUUGGAGGUUCAAGAAAAAAAGGUAACAGUGAGGGGUCAAAGCCGGACCAACAACAGCACUCCAAGAAGCUACUCUUUCAGCAGCUUCAAUCUUACUUCAAUCAGCAGCAACAACUUCAUAUUUAUGCCUUAUUGUCAAGACAACAAGCACUUGAACUGAGAGAGGUCAGAGGUGGAGAUGAAGUAAGGCUAAAUUACUUAUCUGAGAAAUUAGGUGUGAAAUUGGUAGGAAGAAGGGGCUUGGGGUCUGGUGCAGACUCCCUUAUUGCUGCCAUCAAAGCAGAGAGGGGAAAUAAGAUAUCUGCUUCUUCUACUACUGCAUAGGUCUGUGGCAGUUUCGUCUUGGGAAAUAGAUUAUCUCGUGUACUUCAAGCUGGUGUAGAGGAUGUUGUUUUGGACCAUUUAUUUUUAACAGCUUGUCCAGAACCAGAAAACAGUUGGAAACUCAAUCAAAACAUAGUUUCAUGCACAUGAGUGUGGGAGAAAAGAAUAGCAUUUGGACCAAGUUUCUGGAAAAUGGGUUCAGGAGCACAAAUCAAGCAAGACCCAGUUUUUUAGGCUCUCAGACGGCCGGAAUAUUUGAUCCGGUGUUCAUUUCCUUAUUUGCUCCUGUUAUUUUUUUAAAGCCACCUAAGCCUGUGUUUUAGUAGCAUAAUGUCAAGCUGGCAAGAAAAGUUCUUCUGCCUAUUGGAGUCCGAGGAGUAUAUGAAGAUGAAAUUGAGAUUGGAAGAUCAGAAGAGCUAGCUUCAGUGAGGUGCAACAGAAGUGGGGACAUGGAAUCGCCUGGAGUCAGGUUGAAGGUGAACUUUUGGAAGUGAAGAGGUACAGAAAACAGUUUUCUAGAAAGAAAGGCACGUGACAUGGGCAAGAGGGUGCAUCUAAUGUGAGGUUGCCAGCAGACUCGAGUCAGUGACUGUACCAGAUGGGCCUGGACUUGAAUGAGCUUAGUUCUACAGGAACCGGGGACCUUGAUCCUGAACCCUGGGUGGGGCUGAUGCGCGGGUUGGUGACAGGCCAGUCAAAGACAGUCUGACCUGUUCAGCCUUGGCCCGUGCGGGGGGAGAACCAAUGGGCCGGGACAGGGUUUUCAGUCUGCAAGUGAUGUCCUUUUGCUGGCAUCCGAACUGUAGACGUUGGUUUUCUUGAUUUGAAAACCUUGAUUUAUAACAUGGGCAAUUAUCAUUCUUUGAAAGAACUUUCUAACACUUCUUGUCCACUAUUUUGGCCUUCAUUUGCAGAAAGGGCGGCUGAUUUUGUUUA